CCAGGUGAUGACGGCGGCGGCAUGGAGUUCCCGGAGCACGGCGGGAGGCUGCUGGGCCGCCUGAGGCAGCAGCGCGAGCUGGGCUUCCUGUGCGACUGCACCGUGCUGGUGGGCGACGCGCGCUUCCCGGCCCACCGCGCCGUGCUGGCCGCGUGCAGCGUCUACUUCCAUCUCUUCUACAGGGACCGGCCUGCGGGCAGCCGCGACACGGUGCGGCUCAACGGCGACAUCGUCACGGCGCCCGCCUUCGGGCGUCUUCUGGACUUCAUGUACCAGGGCCGCCUGGACCUGCGCAGCCUGCCCGUGGAGGACGUCCUGGCCGCCGCCAGCUACCUGCACAUGUAUGACAUCGUCAAGGUCUGCAAGGGCAGGCUCAGGGACAAGGACCGAGAGCUGGACCCAGAGACCCCCACCCCAGGAGCAGAGCCGCCCGGCCAGCCACCGUGCCCCCUGCCUGCCUGGACCCCUGACGUCUGCCCAGCUGCCCACCAGAAGGCCAGGCUCCCCCGGGUUGGGGUCAAGACUGCCCUCCCUCUGCAAGCAUUCGGGCCUCCUUCCUGGCAGGCCCCAGGAGAGUCAGACCGGGCCCUGGACCUGUCACUGAAGCCUGGCCCGAGGCAGGAGCAUGGCCACCCACCCUGCAUCCUCCCGACACCCCUCUGUGGCCAGACGUACCAGAGGGCCCAGCCUUUGGUGAAGGACGAGCAGGAUUCACCAUCUGAACAGGACAAUAGCAGAGCCUCUAGGAGCCCCCAUAGUCCCCCAAAGCCACCCAGUGUUCCUGCGGUCAAGGGUCUGGCAGUGGGCUUGGAGCCAUUGUCCAUCAGCAGGGCAGGCAGCCAGGAGCCAGAGCUGGACGCAGAGCGGGUGGUGGUCCGGGACGCACUGAGGCCCGGCGGGCACCUCUGCAUCUGCCCACUGUGCAGCAAGCUGUUCCCCAGUGUCCACGGGCUGCAGCUGCACCUCAGUGCCCACUUCCGCGAGCGGGACUGCUCCCAGGCCCGGCUCUCCCCCGACGGUGCCGUGCCCACGUGCCCACUCUGCAGGAAGACCUUCUCGUGCACAUACACACUGAAGAGGCAUGAGCGGACACACUCAGGGGAGAAGCCCUACACAUGUGUGCAGUGUGGCAAGGGCUUCCAGUACUCCCACAACCUGAGUCGGCAUGCCGUGGUGCACACUCGAGAGAAGCCUCAUGCCUGCCGCUGGUGCGAGCGCCGUUUCACGCAGUCGGGGGACCUGUACCGCCACGUCCGCAAGUUCCACUGUGGCCUGGUCAAGUCCCUGCUGGUGUGAUGUGUCCCUGUAGUGGGGUGCAAGGGAAGGGGCAGGGCUCACCCAGGUGUGACACUGGGACGGAGUGUGUAGCUGGGCCAG
Galeopterus variegatus (Sunda flying lemur) is the source of this 1377-nucleotide messenger RNA. It is a transcript of the gene ZBTB42, whose product is annotated as zinc finger and BTB domain containing 42. The coding region runs from base 22 to 1296 and encodes 424 amino acids. Gene Ontology annotation, biological process: regulation of transcription by RNA polymerase II. Lineage: Eukaryota; Metazoa; Chordata; Mammalia; Dermoptera; Cynocephalidae. Gene Ontology annotation, cellular component: nucleus. Gene Ontology annotation, molecular function: protein binding; DNA-binding transcription factor activity, RNA polymerase II-specific; RNA polymerase II cis-regulatory region sequence-specific DNA binding. The record is from RefSeq and is a predicted model, not a curated record. The transcript has a single exon.